AUGAUGGAUAGGAAUAGCACCACAGUGACAGAGUUCAUUCUGCAAGGAUUUACAGAAUACCCAAAGGUACAGAUCAGCCUCUUUGCAGUAUUCCUUGUCCUCUAUCUUUUUACUUUAGUAGGGAAUAUGGUGAUGGUUGUGUUGAUCUGGAACAGCCCUCAACUCCAUACCCCUAUGUACUUCUUCCUGAGACACUUUUCCUUUAUGGAUGCCUGCAUAGCCUCAACCAUUGCCCCCAAGAUGCUGCUGAACUUACUAGCAGAGAGCAAAACCAUCUCUUACAGUGGGUGCAUCAUCCAGUUUUUCAUGUUUUGUGCUUUUACUGAUGUAGAAUCCUUCAUCCUGGCUGCCAUGGCAAUAGAUCGCUAUGUGGCCAUUUGCAAGCCAUUGUCCUACACAGUCAUCAUGUCAAAGCCACUCUGUAUUUGGCUGCUCGUUGGCGCAUAUGUUGGAGGGGUUGUGAGUUCUCUCAUACACACCUGUGCAUCUCUAAGACUAUCCUAUUGUGGGGGGAAAUAUGUCAACCAUUUCUUCUGUGAUCUGGCUGCCCUGAUGGACCUCGCUUGCUCAGACACAUCCCUCAAUGAGCUUCUCCUUUUCACCUUCGGCACCAUCGUUGAAGCCUUCAACACUGUGACUGUUAUCACCUCCUAUGCCUUCAUAAUCAGGACUAUUGUCAGGAUGCGUUCCUCAAAAGGAAGGCUCAAAGCCUUCUCUACCUGUGCCUCUCACUUGACAACUUUUGCUCUGUUCCAUGGCACCAUCCUCUUCAUGUACUUCCGACCCAGUUCCAACUUUGCAAUGGACACAGACAAAAUGAUCUCAGUCUUUUACACUCUCAUCAUCCCCAUGUUGAAUCCCCUGAUCUAUAGCCUGAGGAACAUAGAGGUAAAAGAUGCCCUAAAGAAACUGACAAGGAAGAAUAUACAUCCUCUAUAA
Molecule: messenger RNA, 939 nt
Organism: Elgaria multicarinata webbii
Lineage: Eukaryota; Metazoa; Chordata; Lepidosauria; Squamata; Anguidae
Product: olfactory receptor-like protein OLF1
Exons: 1
Coding region: 1-939 (312 amino acids)
Biological process (GO): G protein-coupled receptor signaling pathway; sensory perception of smell
Cellular component (GO): membrane
Molecular function (GO): olfactory receptor activity; odorant binding; G protein-coupled receptor activity
Source: RefSeq, a predicted model, not a curated record